AUGUUCUGGGAAAGGCGGUGGCAGCCGGCGCAGGGGGCGCGCAGGCGCAGAGCGGCGGGCCUGGCGUCCGCGCGGUGGCGCGCGCGGAGCGCCUGCGCGAUGCGGCGGGGCGACGACGGCGGCGGCGGCGGUGGUAGCCGGGCCGGGCCGGAUGGCGCCUGCGUGCUGAGGCGGGACGCGGCCCGGCUGGCUGGCUCCGGCGGCGCCUGGGCGGGGGCCGCGGUGGCGGCAGCCGCGGCGGCAAGCGGCAGUUGCUCGUGCGCGGCGGCGGCGGCGGCGAGCCCUGCGGGCGGCGGGGCGCUGACGGCCGGGGGCGCGGCGGCGGCGGCGGCGGGCGGCGAGCGGGGGAAGAUGGCGGAGCUCGGUAAGAAGUAUUGCGUGUACUGCCUGGCCGAGGUGAGCCCGCUGCGCUUCCGCUGCACCGAGUGCCAGGACAUCGAGCUGUGCCCCGAGUGCUUCUCGGCCGGCGCCGAGAUCGGCCACCACCGCCGCUACCACGGCUACCAGCUGGUGGACGGCGGGCGCUUCACGCUCUGGGGGCCCGAGGCCGAGGGCGGCUGGACCAGCCGCGAGGAGCAGCUGCUGCUGGACGCCAUCGAGCAGUUCGGCUUCGGAAACUGGGAAGAUAUGGCUGCUCACGUUGGUGCUUCCCGGACUCCCCAAGAAGUGAUGGAACAUUACGUGAGCAUGUACAUCCACGGCAACCUGGGCAAAGCCUGCAUUCCUGACACAAUCCCCAACCGGGUGACAGACCACACCUGCCCCAGUGGAGGCCCCCUCUCGCCCAGCCUCACCACCCCGUUGCCUCCCCUGGACAUUUCCGUGGCCGAGCAGCAGCAGCUGGGCUACAUGCCCCUGCGGGACGACUAUGAGAUUGAGUAUGACCAGGAUGCCGAGACACUUAUCAGCGGGCUCUCGGUGAACUAUGACGACGACGACGUGGAGAUCGAGCUCAAGCGUGCCCACGUGGACAUGUAUGUGCGGAAGCUGAAGGAGCGACAGCGACGGAAAAACAUUGCCCGCGACUACAACCUGGUGCCAGCCUUUCUGGGGAAGGACAAGAAGGAAAAGGAGAAGAUGCUGAAGCGCAAGAUCACGAAGGAGGAGAAAGAGCUGCGCCUGAAGCUGAGGCCACUCUACCAGUUCAUGUCCUGUAAGGAGUUCGAUGACUUGUUUGAAAACAUGCACAAAGAAAAAAUGCUCCGAGCCAAAAUCAGAGAACUGCAGCGCUAUCGGCGGAAUGGAAUCACUAAGAUGGAGGAGUCGGCAGAGUAUGAGGCGGCACGCCACAAACGGGAGAAGAGGAAGGAGAACAAAAACCUAGCAGGUUCCAAACGGGGCAAGGAGGACGGUAAAGACGGAGAGUUCGCUGCCAUUGAGAACCUCCCGGGUUUCGAGCUCCUGUCAGACCGGGAGAAGGUGCUCUGCAGCUCUUUAAAUCUGAGUCCAGCCCGUUACGUAACUGUGAAAACUAUUAUAAUUAAAGAUCACCUCCAGAAACGACAAGGAAUCCCCUCCAAAAGUCGCCUUCCUAGUUAUUUGGACAAAGUCCUAAAGAAAAGAAUUUUGAAUUUCCUCACAGAGAGUGGCUGGAUAUCCAGGGACUCGUCCUGAGGCCGGAACAGCUCGGGAGCCACGGUGACCUGGGGGUGCUUCCCCCAUUGUUAACUCUUUUUUUAAACAAAUUGAGUUCUUUUUUUAAGAUAAAAGUUCUUUUCCUGGUCCUCUGAAAGCAGCAAUAGUAACAAUCUUAUGUUGGAUCAUGGGGGAAAGAAAUGUGUCUAUUUUAACUUAAUCCUUAAAGUAAUACUUAAAGAUGAUUGCCCUUUACCUGGUCGGUUUGGAGAGUAUUAUGAGAUUGGAUAAUUUACUUUUAUUUUGUGAGUGUUUUUUCCCUUUGGGUACAAAAACGAUUGUGCUAUGGGUAACAGAAGCAUGGUUUUCCGCUGGACUGCCAAGCCAUCAGCGCUUUCCUGGUGACACAGCUCUUCUCAGGCAGGGCUGCUGGAGGCUCCCCUUCUCUGAGCCCUUGUGAGCCCAGCUGACCCGGCAUGGCCCCGGGCACACAGCACUUUAUGUGGAGGCAGGUCAGGCACAGACUCCACUGUGUAGAAGGUGAAGAAAGUGGGGCCAGAGAACAACAGGAGGACAUUUCCAUGGAAACUUGAGGAAGAAUUUGUGGUUCAACAUAAUGACCAAAUCACUUUGCACUUAACUGUUGGCAGCAGCAGUCUGUGGUCCCCAGAUCCCCAAACUGAGCCUUGCUUCAUUCUGUUCUGGGUAAAGCCUGUAGAUUCACUUGGUAAGAGCAGUUCCCCACCCCACCCCACCCCCACCCCCGGGGCAGGCUCCUUCAGUGUGGCCAUGUCCCUUCUGAGCAGGAAAGCAAGCUAGUGGUAGGGACAGGCCUUCUGGGGGCUGGGGACUGCUGCUGUUCGUAUGUGCAGUGCGUUUGACUUGGAAGAGCCCAUUCAAGGCUGACAGUUCUGAAUUCACAGUUGCAAGCAAUCUUUUUGUGGAAAGUACAAGCGCACUCGUCAGUCACCAGGCCGGGGCAGUUCUGACCAGCGUCCUGAGCCUUGCUUCUAGCUUGCAUGCGGCUUCUGUAUGCUGUCCUGAAUCAGACUCCAAUGGCUUCUUCCCAGUCCUCUCAGUUUUUCUCUGGGGCUUUCUUUCAAGGAUGUACACGGUACCUUCUUCCUGAAACUUGAGGAAGUCAAUUUUGUCUUCCGGCUGCUCAGGGUUCUCCCGUCUAAGACCCUGCUUUAUGGAGAGUCUGUGGAGUGACAGGGUCCCCAGCACCCCCUUCUUCCAGGAGCUGUCUUGCCUCUCUUGCCCCCAUAGGUACCAAGAGACUGUUUACCUCCCACAGUGUUUGGGCUUGAAGUUACAUUAAAGUGAAGUUAUUUGAAAGAAAAAAAAAAAAAAACCUCAUCAUUUCCAAGGAUAACUUAAAUACUGUGCCUUUUCCUUUCUUUUUACAUCCUUCUCUCCCCUAGGGUAAAUUUUUCAGCAUUAAAUAAAACAGUUCAAAUAUAUUGUA
Nycticebus coucang (slow loris) is the source of this 3043-nucleotide messenger RNA. RefSeq names its product transcriptional adaptor 2B (gene TADA2B). Lineage: Eukaryota; Metazoa; Chordata; Mammalia; Primates; Lorisidae. The transcript is spliced from 2 exons. The coding region runs from base 1 to 1614 and encodes 537 amino acids. Gene Ontology annotation, molecular function: chromatin binding; zinc ion binding; transcription coactivator activity. The record is from RefSeq and is a predicted model, not a curated record. Gene Ontology annotation, cellular component: nucleus; SAGA-type complex. Gene Ontology annotation, biological process: regulation of transcription by RNA polymerase II; chromatin remodeling.